This is a messenger RNA of Syngnathoides biaculeatus (alligator pipefish), 4773 nucleotides long. It is a transcript of the gene tbc1d2b, whose product is annotated as TBC1 domain family, member 2B. The transcript has 13 exons. Lineage: Eukaryota; Metazoa; Chordata; Actinopteri; Syngnathiformes; Syngnathidae. The coding region runs from base 61 to 2961 and encodes 966 amino acids. The record is from RefSeq and is a predicted model, not a curated record.
UGCGGGUGGGACUGGAGAGGGUAUCCGCUAAGCUGCACGAAGAAGAAAGUUUGAGGAAAGAUGCACGAAGAGGAGGAUAGCAGCGAGCCGAAUUCCGGCCCAGGUCCUCGGCUUGAAGCCUCCACCAGAGCGGCCGGCGACGGAGUCGACGGGGAGGUGCCGAAGGAGCCGACGUCCAGGUUGUGUGGCUUCUUGGACAAACUGUCUGGCAAGGGGCCCCUGAGGGGGUACAAGCCUCGCUGGUUCGUCUACGAUCCCAGGAAAUGUUAUCUCUAUUACUUCAAGAGUCCCCAGGACGCUUUGCCUCUGGGCCACAUUGAGAUUGGCGACGCGUGCUUCAGCUACGACGUGGAGGCAGAAGAGGGACAUUUUGAGAUCAAUACGGCCGGGAAGGAGUUUCUGCUCAAGGCCCCCAGCAAACAGGUGAUGCACUUCUGGCUGCAGCAGCUCCAACAGAAGCGCUGGGAGUUCAGUAAUACACGGGGACAGAGGAACAGCUGGAGCUCUCCCACAUUAGCCAACCCUAUCAGUGGACUUGUUGCCAAAGACAACGAUGCUUUCCUCUUUGAGAAGCUCAGCGACAGCAUGGAGAAGGUCCGAAGUGACUUUGCCAUGGAGUCUGAGACAGAAGCCGGUGGUACAGUUCGGAUCCAAUCACCCAGAGGCACUGCUACUUCCACUAAUACCCUUAAUUUCUCGCUCAAGAACUUUGGUACCGAGCUCAGGAAUUCCAUGUCCUAUCUGCGACCAGGUAAGGGAGCAGAGAGCAAACGCAGUGUGUUUUAUACUGGCAGCAACAGUACCGCAGAAGAGUGGGAGCUGGUAGAGGCUCCACCGAAAGACUUCCACGAACAUAAACAUCCUCCAGACGCUCACAGACAUUCCUUUGGAUCAGGAUUUGAUUUUGUUCGCAACUCGUCCAAGCCCAAGAGGCCUCUUCUCCGCGACAUGAUUGGCUCCGGGAGGUUUGGCCGCAGCGCCGAGAGCUCCCCGGUGGAGUUUAACGGCAAAUCUUUGGAAAUGCAACUUCGCCUCCAAAGCCAGCAGGAAGACGUGUGUCGCAUGCAACAGGAACAAGCCAAACUCAAGGAGGAGCUUGCCAGUCAGAAGGAGCUUGUGAGACUUUUGCAUCAGACCUUGAGAACAUCCCAGUGCGAUCGCCAGCCAGCCCACCGCCCAGUUCCAGGUCCAGAUCAGUCAUCUACAGAGUCUGAUCAGACUCACCAUCCGGCGGCCAGUCCGGAGGAGGUUGCACGUUUAGAGGCCCAGGUUCAGGAAAAAGAUGGACAGAUCCAGUCCCUGUCUGGCCACAUGGAGCGUCUGGCCUUGGAGAAGGAAAGCCUGCAGCAAGAAUUAAGGGGUCUGAAAAUCAAGGUUGGGGAGAUAAAUGACCAGCUGGGCAUGCUGAUGGAGACCAUCCAGGCCAAAGAUGAAGCCAUCAUGAAGCUGUCGCAGCAGAGCUCCGAGCAGAGCGGGACUCCAAAUGAUGGCUCACCGCCUCCCGGGAAAGAGCAGCAGGAACUGGACGUCCUCAAGGACAGUCUUCAAGGCUAUAAAACUCAAAACAAAUUCCUGAACAAAGAGAUCCUGGAGCUGACAGUUUUACGCCGAAACGCUGAAAGUCGUGAGAAAGUAUUGGAAGCAAAGUACACAGCGUUAGAGGCCAGACUGUGUCAGGUGGAGAGUAAAUAUCUGGUGCUCCUACAAGAGAUGAAUAACCCAGUGUGCUCGUCUUCAGAGCAGAGUCCUGCCCGGGAAGUCAUCUCCAGAUUGUUGGAGGAUGCUCUCCAGCUGGAGAGCCCCGAACAGGAAGGGCAGACUGUCUUGAGACCAAAUACUGUCAGCGAGUACGACGUGUACGGCUUCAAGACGUUGCCUGAGGAGGAGGAAGAAGAGGAGCGCCUGGUCGCCAAAGUCAGAGCCCUGGAGCUCAAGUCCCUCUCCAUGACGGAGCAGGAGGUGUCCGUCGGCGUCAAGUGGGAGAACUAUCUGGCCGGCACCAUGAACCGGAACUUGGUGCGUUCCCCCGAGCUCAAGGCGCUGAUUCGCUGCGGUAUUCCCCACGAACAUCGCUCCCAGUUGUGGCGCUGGUGCGUCUCGGUCCAUGUCAAGAAGUUCCGGGAUCACCUGGUGGCCGACUACUAUGAGACUUUAUUAAACGUGGCACGUGACAAGCCCAACCCUGCUUCGAAGCAGAUUGAGCUGGAUUUGCUGCGGACUUUGCCCAACAACAAGCACUACUCCUCUCCCAGUGCCACCGGCAUCCAGAAUCUCAGGAAUGUUCUGGUGGCUUUCUCCUGGAGGAAUCCCGACAUCGGAUACUGUCAGGGACUAAACAGGCUGGCAGCUAUUGCGUUGCUGUAUCUGGACCAAGAAGAUGCCUUUUGGAGCCUCAUAGCCAUUGUGGAGGUGUUCAUGCCAAGAGAUUAUUACAGCAAGACUCUGCUCGGCUCGCAGGUGGACCAACGCGUGUUCAAGGACUUGAUGAGCGAGAAGCUGCCGCGGCUCCACGCCCACUUUGAGCAGCACAAGGUCGACUUCUCCCUCAUCACCUUCAACUGGUUCCUGGUGGUGUUUGUGGACAGCGUGGUCAGCGACAUCCUCUUCAAGAUCUGGGACGCCUUCCUUUACGAAGGGCCCAAGAUCAUGUUUCGCUACGCUCUCGCCCUCUUCAAAUACAAAGAAGAGGAGUUCUUAAAGUUGCAGGAUUCCACCACCAUCUUCAAAUAUCUCCGAUAUUUCACGCGCACAAUCCUCGACUCUCGGAAACUAAUGAACAUAGCUUUUGUGGACAUGAACCCGUUCCCGAUGAGGCAAAUCCAGAACCGGCGGGCCUUCCACCUGGAGAAGGUCCGCUUGGAGCUGACUGAGCUGGAGGCCAUCAGGCAGACCUUCCUGCGGGAGAGGGAGACGUCCCAGGACCGCCGCAGCUUCGUCAGUGAUGACGACGAGGAGAACUGAAAUCCCGCUGGUCAGACUUUGGACGCAACAAGAAUGUUCUUGUCUUCCUUCGUACUCAGUUUGCUUUGUAUCGUAGUUGGACCAAUCAACUUGUGGACCAAAAUAUCACAGCCUAUCAGUAUUCCUGCCUUUUUCUUGUGUGUUUCUCGCUUGUGUGUUUUUACAAUACAACUCCUCUGAAGCAUGCUGUCCAAAUCAGUAUUUUUUUUUUUUUUUUUUUUCAAUUGUGACUGUGACAUUUUAUAUGUACAGGUGAAUUUCAGUUAAUAAAAAUAUUGUGGAAAGUUUUUAUUUUAGUAGUCCGAUUAAAAAAGUGAAACUGCCGUUUAUACAGAUUAACUGUAUGGUGAAAUGUUUAUUUGUAAUCCUUUCAUCUGUUAAAAAGCUCGCAAAUCAUCAUUUCAAGAAACUAGAAAUAAAAAAAUAUGUACCUAAAAUCAUUUUAAUAUCAAAAUUAUCCAUCUUAAUCUGCAAAUAAUUUUGUUUUAGAUGUAUAUUUUAUUCAUUUUGGGGGCCAUCAAUGAGUUUCACAUUUUCAAUUCAACUACUGAAAUAAAUGAACCUUGAUGAUAUUCACAUUUUUAUGGAUGGACCUGUAUGCUGCAAGUGUUUUUAUGCCUUUUUAUUUACAUUUAAACACCAUUCAAUUGCUUAUUUGAAAGCAAACAACUGUUUUGAAAUUGCUUGGGCCUUUCAUUGGAUUCUGCUGCAUACAUUAUUUAGUCAAAUCUAAACUUUGUUAUUGUUUUAGAUUAGAUUGACACCUCUGAAAAUUGCACUUUUUCCUGUUUUGUGGCGAUUUUAUGUGAUUGGAUGUGUGGAACAUUUUGGACCCCUCAAAAUAAUACCUACAAAAAGUGCUUUUUUUUUUGUUGCUAUUUUGGGGUCAGUCUAGAGCACCUGAUGCGUGUCAAUGGUUUCCUGGUGUUUGUUUGUAUUCAUCAGUUUGACGAAUUUGUUCAUGUGACAUAAAAUGUCUUAAUUUCACGACAAACGGUUUGUCUUAUCUCCAUUUCUAGCUGGACAGCAGGAGGAGCUGCUGGGGUUGUUUGAGCUGCUGCUGCUGCUUAUGUAGUUUGAGUGCAUGUCCUCAAGGUGGCACUGCAGUGCAUACUGUAUUCAAUCUUGUUGAAUUUUGAAUGAAGUUGUUAACUGUCCUCCAGCUUCAUAUGAAAAUUGUUGUUCUGUUAUGGAAGUCUUUGAGUGGCACUUUCUUUCUUUUGCAAUGGUUCCAUCCCACUCUCGGGAUCACGUUAAAGUCACAUUUCACACCCCCGGCAAUUAUCUUUGGAAGAAACAAAUGUGGUUUUGGUCCCUUUUUAGGAUGUACCAACACAUUUUCCCCCCAAUUGACUGCUUUUGUUUGUGUGUAUAUGUAUAUAUAUAUUUUUUUUUUUUUUUUUUUUUGGGGGGGGGGCAUGUUUUUCUUAUUUCUGUGCGGUACAGUAGUCCAAUCAGCCACCUUUUUGUGACAUCUUUGUUUUGGUUUGGAUUUUUUUUUUAAUGCAUGAGAGCAGGUCUCCCUUCACCAUUGGCAAGGAAGAUGUCACAUUGUGAGAUUUACUCAAAAAAUGUAAUCCCCAAUUUGGCCCAUCUGCAUGUUGUUUUUGUUUUCACACACCGGCCACUUUAUUCUUCAACUACAAUAAGCUACACUCAAAAUGACUUCAUUGUUUAGUCGUGUUGCCAUUUUUAUUUGUUCCUUCACUUGAGUGUAACCUUUUCCUGUCGUUGCUGUCUGUGUGAAAGGUACGUCAUAGUUUGUCAUUCCGUUCUGAACGACAAAUUCAUCAAUUGAAAAAAAUAAAUUAA